AUGGACGCCACCGAGCUCGCAGCCGUCCAAAAACUUCUCAAAGAAAUUCGCAUCUACGCCACCCAAGGUCCCGCCAAUGCGAUCGAUCCAGACGCAUUCGACGAGAUCCGUAAAGCCCAAUUCGGCAAAGCCCUCCCAUACGAAGAAAGCCAGGAUGUAAUCCUCGAUCCCACCAAAAAGCUUCCCUUCCUCCCCACCGAGAUCCUCAGCGAAAUCAUGUCGCACACCGCGCCCUCGGACCUCUCCAAUCUGCGUCAAACCAGCAAGCGCUUCCGCUUCGCCGCCAAAUCGCUCUUCGGUAAGCGCCUCGUCAACUCCCGCACCAUAUACCCCACCUACUCGAGUCUGUCCUCCUUCCUGGCCUUGCUCCUUGUCGACCCCUCCUACCCCCACCUCGUCCGCACCCUCUCGUUGGUAAGCGAGCACGCGGCACCCAACGCCUACGGCUACGACUGGGCGUGGGAGGAGCUCCAGAACCGAGAGCAAACGGGUCCGACUACGCGUGUAGACCGCGUCAUCAAGCAGAGCAUCGAGAUGCGACAUGAGCGGUGGUGUGCGAGCAGUGCGUCAUUCGUGUUCGGAGGCGGUUAUAGAGAUAUGUUGACCAUCUUGUUCAAACGCCUACCUGCACUCCAAACGAUUCGCCUGCGCAAACUGUCUCUCGGGGAGAACAUUCCUGGACCAGACGGCAUCGAGUUUCUCCAAGGAGCGCUCCAGGACUUGUCGUUUUACCGCCCAGGACUGCCGGUCAAUCGCGUCCUUUAUCAAGAGUGGCAAUAUGACAUGGUCUAUCAAUGCAUCACGACGCUCAUCGAUGAGUACGGCGACGAGUACAUCUGGGACGGGGCAGGACCCCAAGCAGAUUGCAAGACAGAUGCUUUGGCUGCGGUCAAGCGGGCCAAGAGUAAGGCUGUUGUUGUCAAGAUGAAGAGGGGUGUUGUUGAAGAGAUCGAUGAGGAUUCCGACAACGAGAUGUCUGACGAGGGGGAUUCCGACGAAGAGAUGUUCGACGAGGAGGACGACAACUGA
This is a messenger RNA of Bipolaris victoriae FI3, 1029 nucleotides long. RefSeq lists its product as hypothetical. Gene Ontology annotation, molecular function: protein binding. The record is from RefSeq and is a predicted model, not a curated record. Bases 1 to 1029 code for a protein of 342 amino acids. The transcript is spliced from 5 exons. Lineage: Eukaryota; Fungi; Ascomycota; Dothideomycetes; Pleosporales; Pleosporaceae.